This is a messenger RNA of Vanessa atalanta (red admiral), 1490 nucleotides long. RefSeq names its product palmitoyltransferase ZDHHC23-A (gene GABPI). Gene Ontology annotation, molecular function: palmitoyltransferase activity. The coding region runs from base 149 to 1033 and encodes 294 amino acids. The record is from RefSeq and is a predicted model, not a curated record. The transcript has 6 exons. NCBI's taxonomy places the organism in Eukaryota, Metazoa, Arthropoda, Insecta, Lepidoptera, Nymphalidae.
AAUAUGAAAUGUCAUAAUGACAAACACAGGUCGAAACAUAUUUAAUAAUUUGACCAUUCUAAUUCUAUAAGUGAAACGAAACAAUGUUUAAUCAUGUUUGUUAAUUAAUCAUGUAUCGUAACUCGUAAUUAUGGAAAAUUAAAAAGGGAUGGUUAUCAAAAAGAGUCAGAGGGAUUUCGACAAAAUAGCCCGACUAUCAACACUUGAAAUGGUAAACACAACAUUGACCAUUCAGGAUAUUCUGCCAUACGGUUCCACUAAAUCGAACCAUAAAAAAGUGGAUAUGGAUGCUGUUUUACCCUUUAUUAUAUUGCCACUUCUGUUGGUAUUAUCAACAACAUCAAAACUCGUAACCAUUAUAGUUAUGAUUUUUAUUGGUAUGGGCGCUCUGUACGUACAAUCUCGUCCUCGCCAAAAAAAUAGGUCUCCAUUCUUCUACUCUUGGACAUUGUCAUCAGGAAUUUAUAUGUUUCUAAUAUUCGAACUUGGAAUACUAAGAUUACUUGAAAUCACACAACUAGAAAAUUUUGUAUUCUUACUGCUUUUAGCAAGUACAUGUUACUUUUUUUACAAAAUGAAAGCUGUAGCCGACUUUGAACUUGCUACUGGAACUUCGAAAGGAAAAGAAUACAGCCCAGUACUAACAUCAGAUUCAUAUUAUUGUCAAAUAUGUCAGAUAGAAGUUAAUGAAAGGUUUUUCCAUUCAAUAUGGUGGGACUGUUGUGUCCUUAGGCCAAAUUAUAUUUACUUUGUAGCGGGUCAAGUGUUUGCAUUUGCAACUCUUCUAUAUGGAACUAAUCUGGGACUUACAACAGUAUGCCAACCAUUUAUACUUUAUGGUACAAUACUAAUGCCAGAAAAUUGUUAUGAUGUAUAUUAUGAAUUUGACCUCGCCUUGUGUUUUGUAUCCUGCAUCUACGGAUUGGGCUAUCUUUUAAUUACUGCCCUAGUAUUAUUAAGACAAGUAUUAAUUUACAUUCCAAAAUAUAGUGAACCACAGUGGAGGAAAAUCAUAAAUGUGCUAACAGUGUAAUAAUUGAAUAUUACCAAGAUUUACACACAUUUACAUAGCAAAGCUAGGUCGAUAUUAAUAUUUAUUCUUAGUUAAGUUUUAAAAUCAAAAUAUUAUUUAUAAUGCACCAAGAGUACGAUAUUUAACAUAACACAAAUCUGAACACUAUCAUUCAGUGCGUAUAUAUCUAAAGCACUUUUUAUUAUAAAAAUUGUAGCUCAGGUUUUUUUAUGGGAUCGAUGUAAUGUAUAAUUUAUGAUCUCAAGAAUAAAACAAUAGUGCAUAAAUCCUACAGUUUUUGCAAUUUCUUUAGUGAAAAUUAUUAUAACUUUUAAACCUUUAAAUAAAAAAAUGAAGUAUGGUGGUAAUCUACAAUAACUAUUAACAACUUAAACAUAUUAUUUUAUCUAUUAUAAUCUCUAAGUGAUAAGCAAUAAUUAUGUUAAGUUAUAGUUUAAUACUUUUGUUUCCAAUCAAG